AUGUCAAUUCAAUCAUUUACUCGUCGACGUUAUUCUGCUAUUGUUUUCACUGUUUUUUCAUUCUUAUUUCUUUUAUAUUUUUUUAUUGAUUUAAAUGAACCAAAAGGUAAGAGUGAUACUGAUCGAAUAAGAAAUUUAUUAUCAACUGCUGAAAGCAAAUCAUUUUGUUCGGAACGAUCAGUUCGACGAGGAUUUAAUCAACAUGUUUUAAGUGUAUCUGCUUAUGAAUCAAAUGAUCGUAUUGAAUUAAAAACAAAUCUUACAUGGAAUUAUAUUAAAGAAUUUGUUUCUGAAGCAAAAAGAUUUUAUCCAACAUGGGUUGUACGUGUUUAUUAUUAUAAUUUAAAAGAUAAAACACAAAAUGAUAUUGAAACAUUAGAAAAAUUAUAUGAUAAUCUUGAUUUUUGUAAUACAGAAAAUUUGCCUGUAUUAGGUAAUUUAAAAAAUAAACUACCUGGUAAAGUGCAACGCUUUCUACCUGCUGUUGAUCCACUUGUUGGUGUAGCGAUGGUUCGUGAUCUUGAUUCGGAAAUAUUUGAACGUGAAGUUCAAGCUGUUAAUGAAUGGUUAUCAAAAACAACAUACGCAUUUCAUAUACUGCGUGACCAUUAUAUGCAUGGUAUUCCAAUGCUUGGUGGAAUGUGGGGUAUUGCAUCAAAUCGUUUAUCAAUCAAUGAUCGGUUAACAAUUGCCAAUGCUCUUUUACCGUCAGAUAAUGAAAAUGAUAUACAACGAUUUUUAAAAACUUAUUCAGGUUCAGGUGAUCAAUUAUUUCUAGAACAUCAUAUAUGGCCACUUGCUCGUCAAAAUUCUAUUGCUCAUGAUUCAUUUUCUUGUUUAUGGUCAUAUUAUGUUUAUCGAACAGAUACUCGUCCUUUUCCAAGUAAACGUGAACAUCCAACAUGUUUUGUUGGUUGUCCAAAACCAUGUUGUACUACUGAAAUGAAAAGCAUGAUCGAUCUAUCUCGAUACAAAAAAUGUCCAUCUAUGUGUCGUCCAAAAGAACAUCAAGAUUGGCUAUUUUGUUAA
This is a messenger RNA of Adineta steineri, 1029 nucleotides long. The record is from the annotation of a GenBank genome assembly. NCBI's taxonomy places the organism in Eukaryota, Metazoa, Rotifera, Eurotatoria, Adinetida, Adinetidae.